Messenger RNA from Scatophagus argus, 4993 nucleotides. Its product is annotated as polypyrimidine tract-binding protein 1-like. Gene Ontology annotation, biological process: regulation of RNA splicing; mRNA processing; regulation of cell differentiation. The record is from RefSeq and is a predicted model, not a curated record. The transcript is spliced from 16 exons. Gene Ontology annotation, cellular component: nucleus. The coding region runs from base 590 to 2176 and encodes 528 amino acids. Gene Ontology annotation, molecular function: mRNA binding. NCBI's taxonomy places the organism in Eukaryota, Metazoa, Chordata, Actinopteri, Scatophagidae.
GGCCGUUUUACUUAACCGUUAGAUCGGGAAAGUUUUGAAAGUGUUUUUUUUUUCUUCACCAAAACAUGCAACAGUUAGCAGGAGCGUAUGCUAAAUAGGUUAGCAGCUGCUAGCCGUCGGUACUGCUCGCAAACGUUAGUUAUGUGAACGUUUAAACGGGCAUAUUUUAGCGUAUUCUGUACACUAAGCAGACGCAACUUAAUGAGAACUGAAGUAUGAAGUGACCCUUUUCAUUUUUAGAAACGUACGAAUAGCACUCCGUCGUUUGCUAAAGCAGGUAUUAGUUAACGUUGGCUAACUGUACCUUGGUAACUUGGUUUCACGGGAGCUGGAGCGCUAGCUAGAGCAACGUGUCUCAUUUCCGCAUUCAUUUAUGUGCGGAGUGCCAGGGCCAUGUUGAAGAUGUCUGGCCUGAGCAUUUUUCGUUGAUUCACUCGGAGAUUUCUACAUCGGCCGCCUAGACGCUGACUUGUACCCUCUGGGAUCCGGCUACGUCCCUGAAAUUGACGGUGUCCAUGACAUAUCAGUUGGCACAAAGAGGGGAUCCGACGAACUCUUUUCUUCCUGCAUAUCCAACGGGCCCUAUAUCAUGAACUCAGCCAAUGGCAACGACACCAAAAAAUUCAAAGGUGACGUCCGCAGUCCUGGUGUUCCGUCACGUGUGGUCCAUGUACGCAAGCUUCCUAACGACAUAAAUGAGGCUGAGGUUAUUGGUCUAGGACUGCCCUUUGGGAAGGUCACUAAUCUGCUGAUGCUGAAAGGGAAAAACCAGGCAUUCUUGGAGCUGAACAGUGAAGAGUGUGCACAGACAAUGGUGAGCUACUACUCCUCUGUCACUCCUGUCAUCAGAAACCAUCCCAUUUACAUGCAGUACUCAACCCAUAAGGAGCUGAAGACGGACAACUCCCCCAACCAAGUGCGUGCACAGGCAGCUCUGCAGGCAGUCAAUGCACUGCAUGGGGGUGGGAUGGGAAGCAUGGCCAUUUCCACAGAUGCAGGUAGCAUCGGAGGAGCUGCAGCCCAAAGUCCUGUCCUCAGAGUCAUAGUGGAAAACCUCUUCUACCCUGUCACCCUGGAUGUACUACACCAGAUUUUCUCUAAAUUCGGCACUGUGCUGAAGAUUAUUACUUUCACUAAGAACAACCAGUUCCAGGCUCUGAUCCAGUAUGCCGAUGGCAUGACCGCUCAGCAUGCCAAACUGUCUCUGGAUGGGCAGAACAUCUACAAUGCCUGCUGUACCCUGAGAAUCAGCUUUUCCAAACUCACCAGCCUCAAUGUCAAGUACAACAAUGACAAGAGCAGGGAUUACACCCGGCCAGACCUUCCCACUGCAGAUGCACAGCCAUCCAUUGACCCCCAGACCAUGGCAGCAGCUGCUUUUGCGGCACCAGGCAUAAUCUCAGCCUCUCCCUAUGGUGGAGCCCAUGCCUUCCCCCCAACCUUUGCGAUCCAACAAACAGCAGGUUUGUCCGUGCCUGGCAUUCCCAGUGCCCUGGCUUCCCUGGGUGUAGGCCAUGGUGGCAUGGCAGCUGCAGCAGCAGCCGCUAGCCGACUCGGCCUGUCAGGGCUUGCCCCCUCUGCAGGACACAAUGUCUUGUUGGUCAGCAACCUGAACCCUCAGAGCGUUACGCCACACUGCCUCUUUAUUCUUUUCGGUGUGUAUGGCGACGUGAUGAGAGUGAAGAUCCUAUUCAAUAAAAAGGAGAAUGCUCUGAUCCAGAUGUCUGAUGGCACACAGGCUCAGCUAGCUAUGAGCCACCUGAAUGGCCAGCGUCUCCAUGGCAGGGACAUGCGUGUGGCAUUUUCAAAACACACCACAGUGCAGCUGCCCAGAGAAGGCCACGAGGACCAGGGCCUCACAAAGGACUACAGCAACUCACCGCUGCAUCGUUUCAAGAAGCCUGGCUCCAAGAAUUACUCCAACAUCUUCCCACCCUCUGCAACACUCCACCUCUCCAACAUACCGCCUUCUGUGGUGGAGGAUGACCUCAAGAGGCUUUUUGCCAGCUCAGGAGCCACAGUCAAAGCCUUCAAGUUCUUUCAAAAGGACCGCAAGAUGGCCCUGAUCCAGAUGGGCUCGGUCGAGGAGGCAAUUGAGUCCCUCAUUGAGUUCCACAACCAUGACCUGGGAGAGAACCACCACCUUCGAGUGUCCUUCUCAAAGUCCACCAUCUGAGUGCCUUUUCUUCCUCCCUCCAAGUCUGUUGCCACCUGAAUGUAACUUUUGUCAAAGUUGCCUUCAGUGGAAAUGGCCACCAUUACAUAUUUAUGGCUGUGGUUCUUUGUAGAACGUUGCUCCCUUCACCCCCAUUUUUAAUUAUUCCCCAUUAUUAAAAGGUUUGGGUACAGGAUGUAUUCAUUUCUACUUAUUGAUUUUGGUUCACAUUCAUCCAUGCAAAUUUUUCUAUCAUAAGAAACCAAAAUAUGUUAAACAAAUAAUCAGUUAUUUUCUUUUGAUUUACAAAGUCAUAAACUGUAGUUCAGCAUUUUUUAGGAAGUUGUUUUCACUACAUUUUCCAGUUUCAUUACUUCUGUGAAGCUUAGUAGUUUCUGCCCGUAAUGAGGUGAAAGUUAGUUGCAUGCAUUGGCACCAGUUUAACAGGCAGUGUACAAAAAUAGGUCCAAACUUAUCUCAGGAAUCAGUAAGUGGAAUAUUUCCAAUCAACUGGUUCUUGGUACCUAAACCUAAUUUAAUAGAUAAUAAAUGAAACAUUUAUUUGUUCCAUCAAUGUUUCGGGUGAGGAGUCCUGUGACAUGGGCAACGUUCUGCAAUGAAACAUGUUAUUGUAUUGGAGGUGAAGUAGGGGCAGCUGAUGAACUGUCACUUUAGACCAAAUCAGAAAAAAAAACACCCUUCACCAUGGAUGUAUGCUUAUGUGGAUGAAUUGUAUCCACACCAGACACACUUCAGCAUUCCUUUUACUAUAAUAGUUGUGUGGAUAUAUCUGUGUGUGUGUGAGUGAGUGUGUGCGCCUUUUUGAAAUGCCACUUUCAACCUGUUUGGCCAGUCAGAAAUGGUUUGAGACAAAGGAUUUUGUUUUAACUUGCAGAACACCCAGUAAUUUACUUCUCUAGUAUCUAUUUUUAUUUUUAUCUUCUUGUAACUCACCUGUUUGCUUCAGGGGAUCCAUACCACUGUCUGAAGUUAUUCAAUAAGGACAUAUUUUACUUUCAGUUAUCUCCAGCCACAGCCCCGUGCCUUACUUUACCCCUACCAGGUUGCCCAAAGCAUUGCUCUGGUUUCAUUUGGAAAAGAUGUGACUCUCAAAAUGCCUUUUUUUAAAAUCAUGCCUUUUGAUAUGUACCAGCAUUGUUAAAAUUGGGGAAAGUGGCUCAUUCAAUCUUCUGUUUCCCCUUAAAGACACGUGUUUAUCUAAGGAUUUGUAUGCAUAUAUUCCCAUUAUAUGUAUGUAGAAACUAUGAAUGUAAGUCAGUUAGAUGCCUAAUAUUUUUGCUAGGUGAUGUAGCUCUGUUAGGUGUGUUGUGGCAGGAGUAGAGCUGUACUCAGCCUUCCUGCCUUACAGCCUCCAUUCACCUCCAUUUAGUCCCUUCUCAGCAGGGGCAGUGGUGUUUGGGGACCCUCAUUUAACCAUAUUAUGUUCAUCUAUAUGUGGACGCAUAUAUAUUCAUUUAUCUUUUUCUUUAGUGUUAGCAUUUACAUGUUUAUCACUUCUAAGCUGAACUGACACCUUUAUGUAGUAGCUGGGUUUGACCAUUAUCACAGUGCCUUGACUCCUUGAGUUUUUAAUCUGAGGCUGAAAAUACUUUUCUGGCCUGGUCAGUUGACUUUGUUUACCUCUUGUUCAGGUGUUUUAUCUUACCUGUCUGCAAAGAUGCCUUUAACUCCAUAUGAUUAGGUAAUCCUACCUGUGAGAGGGCAGCUUGGAGGCAUUUGUCAAUUGAAAGCAACAGUCUUGGACUGCGUCUAAAAUCCCAGUAUAUAUAUAUAUAUUUUUUUUUUUUUCUUAAAUUCAGAAUUCAGGAUAACAAGAUUACAGGGCGCAGCAGCCCCCACCCAUUCCCUGUCUGUGUCCACUUACACCACAGUCAGGUUCGUUAGUGCACUUUUCCUCAAUGAUAGGUCCAAGUUGGCGCCAUCACGCUGAAGUCUUAAACGUCGUCACAUUCCUGCGUGCCUCGAAGCACCGGUUUCCACAGCCACGACCACUGUAGUUUUGGACCAGAUACAGAUGCGCUCUGUCUCUAUUUUUGUAAAAGAUUAUUAUGCAUGGUUUAACGAAGCUUCAUGUAGCUGCAGACGGUUAUUACUGUUAAGGACCAAAGUAUCUUCUACCCCCCCACCGACCCCACCUGCUGUUUUGUAGUGUUGUGAUUCCUUGAAAGUUUUUUUUUUUUCCCACAUUCCUGCUAUUUUACAAGUACACAAGGCUUCAGUCCCCCUCCUCCCCCAUUUCCCUGAUGCCUUAGACAACAGUCACAUGAUGUGGAAAUGUCUUUUUGGGUUCCAACCUAUACUGUAUAUUGUAUCUCUUUUUGUUCGAAUGACUUUACAAAGAGCCUACCUUGGUAGAGAUUGCUUUAGAAUGGAUACCUAAUUGAACCACAGUCUUAGCUGUGUUGUUGACAGUGUAGAAGAUUAUAUGCCUUUUGGUUUUUGUUAAAAGCUUUUAUUUUUCUUUUCUUUUUUUUUUUUUUUUUUUUUAUAUAUAUGGGGGUGGGGUGGGGUUAUUGUAUGAAGCGGGGUUGAUGGUUGUAUAUAUUCAUGUUUUUGUACCACAAAAUCAUUUGGAUUAUAUCCACUUUACGUUCAAAACAUGUAUAUUUUGAUAAAACAACACAGACCUAUUGAGCUCUCUUGAGCUGUAAAAACUCAAAAAAAAAACAAAAAAACUUUUGUAACACAAAGACAUUAAACCUAUCUGAACACAGAAGUGUCUCUGUAUGUGCCCCGCUCCCACCCCCUUGCCAUUCUGUUCUUGUCUCUUGCAUCUUCUGCUGCCUUCAAUAAAUCUUUAGUUUGUUUCUUCUUUCA